AUAGAUUUAAAACCUCUGGUUAUUGAUUAGUUCUUACAACAUAAAACGAACUAGUAACAAUCUAAACAGUUAGAGAUUACAAGCUAAACAUCAUUAAAGAAGAAGUUUAUUCAAAUAUCAAAUUUCAUUUAAAAUGGUUGAAGCCAUUGUUUCAUUUGCAGUACAGAGAUUAGGUGAUGCACUCAUCAAAGAAGCAGUUUCCUUGCGUGGUGUUCAUGAACAGGUCGAACAAUUGGGUAAUGAACUGAGAAGGAUGCUUUGCUUCUUGAAAGAUGCAGAUUCAAAGGAACAACAAGGUGACGAGCUCGUUCGUAAUUGGGUUUCAGAGAUCAGAGAUGUAGCUUAUGAUUCCGAAGACGUCAUUGACAAAUACGUCCUGAAAGUCGCAUCAAGAGAAAGAGGAUGCAUUAUGAAUUUUCUCAUCAAAAGUGCUUGUAUAAUCAACACAAGAAAACAUCAAUACAAAGUUAGCAAGGAGAUUCAAUCCAUCCUUACUAAACUCCAAAACAUCUCUGAUAGUCGAGUAACCUAUGAUAUAAAAUGCAUUCGUGAUGAAGAAACUCCAAGUGUUGUGGAAAGUCAAAAGCUGCAACAAUUGAGACGGUCUUAUCCCCAUGUUGAAGAUGAGGAUGUCAUUGGGUUAGAGAAGCACACCAGUGAGUUAAUAGCUGAACUGACAAAAGAGGAGGAACGCCGUUGUGUAAUUUCUAUCAUUGGUGUGGGAGGUCUCGGCAAAACCACUCUGGCUAAGACUGUAUAUAGGCAAAAUAUUGUCAAGAACCAUUUCCAGUUUUGUGCUUGGACUUUUGUAUCUCAAAGAUGCAGCAAGAGAGACAUCUUAAAAGAGAUUCUUAAAAACGCCUCUCUAUUAUCCCAAGAACUGAAGGAGAUCGAAGAUAAAAAUGAGGAAGAUCUUGUGCAGUUGUUAUAUAAGUAUUUGCAAGAUAAGCGAUACCUGGUGGUUCUUGAUGACAUCUGGAGUUCGGAAGCUUGGGAUAUUCUAAGCCCAGCUUUUCCAAAUGGAGUGAAGGGAAGUAAAGUACUGCUCACCACUCGCAACAAAGAAGUAGCUUUACGUUCAGAUCCAUGGAGUCUUCACCUUGAGCCUCGGUUAUUAACUGAUGAAGAGAGUUGGUGUUUACUGUGUAAGAAGGCAUUACCUACAACCAAUAUGGCAGAGACAAGUAUUUCUCCAGGUUUGCAGAAGAUAGGAAGAGAAAUUGUGAGAAUGUGUGGUGGUCUACCCUUGGGUGUCACUGUUCUUGGAGGAUUUUUAGCAACUAAGAAGACAGAUAUAACUGAAUGGGAGAUUGUGCAAAGAAACAUGAAUACUCACAUGAAUCGAGGUCCAAACGGAGUCAUGGGUAUAUUAUCUCUAAGUUACAAUGAUCUACCACACCACUUGAAACCUUGCUUUCUCUAUUUAAGCUGUUUCCCAGAGGACUGCGAAAUUCCAGUAAGGAAACUGAUCCAGUUGUGGACUGCUGAAGGUUUCAUACCACAGUUAAAUGGAGACACAAUGGAAGACCUGGCAGAACAAGAAUACUUAACAGAAUUGAUUCAAAGGUGCAUGGUCCAAGUUUCUGAAAAAAGCCUGGCAGGGAGAGUUAAAACAUGCCGGUUACAUGAUCUUAUGCGAGACCUAUGUUUGCUAAGGGCAAGAGAGGAGAACUUUCUUGAUAUCCGUGACCAGGAGGUUGCGGACUCUCCUACUACUCACUGGAGAUUAAGGAGACUAGCUGUGCAUAAAGACCAACAAAGGUACAUUUCUUUGGAAAAGUCUUCAUAUCUUCGCCUUCGGACACUUGUUUACUGUCCUAAUCAGAAUAGCUAUCUUUUCCAUAAUGUGCAACUUCACCACCAAAAUCUCAAGUUACUUAGAGUGCUAGAUCUCAGAGGUGUUUAUGAUGACACCGGAAGCACAACCAGACAAAUCGGGAAGUUAGUUCACUUAAGGUACUUAGGAUUGACAAACAUACGGAUAGGAAGAAUUUCACCAGGUAUUGGCAAUUUGCGUUACCUACAAACUCUAGACUUAAGUGGAUAUUUUGGAACUGUGCCCAAGACUAUUCAGAAGAUGGAACAGUUAAGACAUUUGCAUUUAUAUAGCGGUCAGAAGCACUUGCAAAUAGGCAAUUUAAUAAACCUGCAGACUCUAAAAUGGGUAACGGCUGGCAGAUGGAUGACUAAAGGAGGUUUGAUUAGGAUGACCAAUCUUAGGAAACUGGGUAUAUGUGGGCUCUUAGGAUCAGAACUAGAAGAAAUCCUAGACUCCAUUGUUCAUAGGUCGACAGACCACAACCCUCUUAGAUCCUUGUAUCUGCAUUUGGAUCUUCCGAAUCCGGAGUUCUUUCCGAGUAUGGAACGACUUUCUCAGUGUCAUAAUCUUCACAAACUGAGUUUGAGUGGCUUCUGUAAGGAGAAUUACUUCAAAUUCCCACGAAACAUCACCAAGUUGACCUUGGCUUGGACAUGUUUCUUUCAAGACCCCUGGGCAGAUUUGCAACAUUUGCUAAACCUGAAGUACCUAGACAUGAGAAGUGCUUAUAAUGGCGAGGAACUGGUAUGCAAAGCAAAAGGGUUCCCUCAACUCCAACAUUUACACCUUAAGAAACUGCCACACCUGAAACAGUUUAGAGUCCAUAAAGGUGGGAUGCCAAAUCUAAAGCACUUAAAGAUAUCGAAUUGUAGUAAAUUGGUUAUGCUUCCUAGAGGUCUGAAGUUUGUUACCACCAUACAAAAAUUGGAGAUCAACAACAUGCCUUUGGAUUUUCAAGCUAGGGUUUCAAAAAAGGGAGCGGACUGGUACAAGGUUCGGCACAUUUCAUCCAUUACAUUAAAAGUAGAACCUGAAACUAUUAUCUUUUAACUAUGUAAAUCAAGAUUGUUAUCAAUUUGUGUAAGUCAUUUUUGUAAAUGAUCUGAUAAAUACCAAAGCCUGUGUAUUGUAGCUCAGAUCACCAUUAAAUAAAUACUAUAGCAGACGGUUGUCUUCAUCUAGCAUACAUGGAAUAAUGGGCAUUACUAUGAACUAACCAAAUCUCGUUCUAAGAUUUCCCUGAAUCCUAUAGCAUAAGAACUUGAAAUGAUACCUUAUCAAUGUUGAGUAUGGCUAUCAAAUUUAAUUCUCCAUGUACCUCCAUUGAUUCAAUUGGCAUCCAUUGCAGUGAUUUCAAAACUGAAAAAUUGUUCAUGUCUUCUUUACUUUGAUCUUCGAGUUCAGAAGAUGUUUUCAGAAAGAGAGAGCGAGAGAGAUGACUAUGAAGCGACUGGUAAAUGGGUUUGCUUUGCUCCACUGGUUCGGCAGAUGAACUGAAUUGAUGGAGAGAACGGAAACCGAAAAGCAGUGCUUCACUGUGGUUUUGGGCCUUUUGGCAUUUGUUCUUCCGCACUAAUGUUGGUUAAUAUUACGCACGUUACAUGUAAGUCCAACAAAAUCUUAUUUAUUGAACAUUUACUACUUUACAACAAAAUCCGUUCAUUAAUAAAUACUAAUUAUGAAAGAAAAUUGAAAAAACAACUGAUCUUGCUAGCCUAAUGUUCUGAAGGUUAAUUCUAAUCUUCAAAACAAC
This is a messenger RNA of Papaver somniferum (opium poppy), 3572 nucleotides long. RefSeq names its product putative disease resistance protein At1g50180. The transcript has a single exon. NCBI's taxonomy places the organism in Eukaryota, Viridiplantae, Streptophyta, Magnoliopsida, Ranunculales, Papaveraceae. Gene Ontology annotation, biological process: defense response to other organism. The coding region runs from base 134 to 2869 and encodes 911 amino acids. The record is from RefSeq and is a predicted model, not a curated record. Gene Ontology annotation, molecular function: ADP binding.